Nerophis lumbriciformis (worm pipefish) is the source of this 10334-nucleotide messenger RNA. RefSeq names its product phagosome assembly factor 1 (gene phaf1). The record is from RefSeq and is a predicted model, not a curated record. NCBI's taxonomy places the organism in Eukaryota, Metazoa, Chordata, Actinopteri, Syngnathiformes, Syngnathidae. Gene Ontology annotation, cellular component: synaptic vesicle membrane; dendrite; trans-Golgi network. Gene Ontology annotation, biological process: Golgi to plasma membrane protein transport.
AAACAAUCAGCUGAUGCUGCUUCUUGUUGUCGUGAAAGCCAGAAGUUGCCGUUGUUCGCUCGCCCUGCUGCUGUUUCUCGGCCGCCGACACCGACCAAACAUUAGGCUCGUAAAAGGAACACGGCGGACUCAAAAAGGCCGACAAACAAAUGUGUAACAAGGGGACGUGUUUCCUACCGAGGAAUUUGAUUCGGCGGCAGAGGAGCUAGCUCUCAACGCUGGUAUAUUAGCGUGAAGGAAGGAAGACAAACACCCUCUUAACCCGCUUUGUCUUUUUAUAACCUGAUUAGUGUAUCAUCUAUUUGUUUAAUUUCCAGAUUUUUUUCCUUCUAUUUGUACUUAAUCUCCAACGCAAUCAGAGCGGCUACCUCGUCGGCAAAUGUUAGCCAGUACAGUAGCUCCGUUGUUGCUGCUUUCGUAACUUGCACAUAGUGACAGAAUAUUCCAGUAUUUAUUGACUAGAUUGUUUAUUUUUCUCUGUAAUCGCAGUGCAAACGAGUCUAUCUUGCUGUGUGAGCCUUCCAGAUUACACAAUUAGGCACCAGUUUGACUGACAGCUGAUACUGUACUUGGUAGGUUGUGUAAUUUGUUUUUGCAAAACAUUCCAGCAGCUAAACUAUUGUUAAAAUUGGAAGUUGUAAGGACCAUAUAAUUCCAACAUUUUUUAAAUGCUAUAUAGCCACAUGUCAUAGAUUAAGGUGGGCACCUGUUACUGGAAAAGUGCCACUCUGAUGCCCACACAUGACUAUGGUGGCUGUUUGGCUGAGGUAUGAAUUAAAGUAAUCUAGGUAAAGUUGUGUGCACACUGAUCAGGGAGGGAGGGAGAGAGAGAGAGAAUCCUUCAGUGGGUUCCAUUGUGUCUUAAGGUGAGCCACCCUCUACUACUUGCCAAUGCUGGAUCUGGAGGUGGUACCUGAGCGAUCACUCGGAAAUGAGCAAUGGGAAUUUGCCUUAGGCAUGCCAUUGGCCCAAUCCAUCUCUAUUCUCCAGAAACACUGCCGCAUCAUCAAAAAUGUCCAGGUGCUUUAUAGUGAACAGACACCAUUCAGCCAUGAUCUCAUACUGAACCUGACUCAGGAUGGCAUUAAACUGCUUUUUGAUGCAACAAAUCAGAGACUUAAGGUGAUUGAAGUGUACGACUUGAGCAAAGUCAAGUUGAAGUACUGUGGAGUACAUUUCAACUCUCAAGCCAUUGCCCCCACUAUAGAACAAAUAGACCAGUCAUUUGGAGCUACUCACCCUGGAGUUUACAACGCAGCAGAACAGUUGUUCCAUCUCAACUUUCGAGGACUGUCCUUUUCCUUCCAACUAGACUCAUGGAACGAGGCUCCAAAAUACGAGCCUAACUUUGCCCUGGGUUUGGCAUCCCUGCAGAUUCCACACGGGGCCAUGGUCAAGAGGAUGCACAUCUAUACGGGCAACAAUCUACAAGAAACAAAAGCACCAGCAAUGCCAUUGGCCUGUUUCCUUGGUAACAUCUAUGCAGAGUGUGUGGAUGUUCUAAGAGAAGGUGCCGGGCCGGUGGGCCUCAAACUCCGCCUCCUAACCGCCGGUUCUGGUCCUGGUGUGAUGGGUGAUGCUAAAGUCAGGUCCUUGGAGAGAAACAUCUACUUUGGAGACUCCUGCCAGGAUGUACUCGGUGCUCUGGGAUCUCCGCAUAAAGUCUUCUACAAAUCUGAGGACAAGAUGAAGAUCCACUCUCCAUCACCUCACAAGCAGGUUCCUUCCAAAUGUAACGACUACUUUUUUAACUACUUCACCCUGGGAGUGGAUAUCCUGUUUGACUCGACAUCUCACCUGGUUAAGAAGUUUGUCCUCCAUACUAACUACCCAGGACAUUAUAACUUCAAUAUUUAUCAUCGAUGUGAUUUUAAAAUUCCACUUGUCAUUAAAAAAGGGGCGGACUCACAGACUGACAACUGCAUAUUAACUACUUACAGCAAGUGGGAUCAGAUCCAGGAAUUGCUAGGCCACCCUAUGGAAAAGCCUGUUGUGCUUCAUAGGUCCUCAUCUGCCAAUAACACUAAUCCCUUUGGCUCUACUUUCUGCUUUGGACUGCAAAGGAUGAUCUUUGAGGUGAUGCAGAAUAGCCACAUAGCAUCAGUGACCCUCUACGGGGCUCCAAGGACCAGCAGUCGAGCCCUACCCGAGUCCAGUAGCAGCGCCCACUGAGUAACACGUAACCUGACACUGUAUCUCAUUCAUGUCUUCAACGUGUGCAGAGUUGAACCCCAGCAGACUGAAACCACAACAACAUCCAAAAAAUUAUUGCAUUGAAUUCAGACGCAACAAUAGCAUUUGUUUGCCGGCUGGCUCGGAGGAAUGAAUUACUCCUUAAAUCACAAGAAGACUUGUCCUCAAGACAUGAUCUUUGUUGGACGAUGAAGACUGAGAAAUGAGGUCACAAACUGACCGUGUCCCGGUACAACUCAAAAAAAGGGAGGGAAGUAUGUGCUUUUUCACUCGUGAAGUGCAGCUCGGAGUUUGUGUGAAGCUUUUCAGAUACAAACGUGUUGAGAAGCAAACAUCUGCCACUGUGGACUUAUGAGAGCCACCACUGGGAAAAAAACCCAAAGUGGCUUGAUCCUGUGAAUCAUCAAUGACCAACACCACUGCCAGCAGGCCGCUUCUGCUUGUCUUCCUGCCACAACAACAACAAAAAAACGUGAGACGCAAACCAGCCACGCCCAGGAAGUAUCAUUCAUGCUGCAGGAGAAGAAGAAGAUCCAAAUGUUGUCGACCGAGAGAAGAACCAUUGUCCAGCUGUGAAGCCUCUUAAAACAGAACUGUCCAAACAGUAAACAAAAUCUGCAUGAGCGAACCUGCUAAAUCCUCUCCUAUGAUUUCAACAGACGUUUGUUCCGCGCUAAAGUCAGCUGGGCUUUUUCUUGUAGCCCCCAAAUGCAGACAAAAACUGAAUGAAGCUGACUUGAAAGGAAGCCAAACAGAAGCACAAAUUGACAACGUCCUUUUUGUUUUCAUCCUGCGUGUCAGAAGAGUUGAAGACUCUGCAUUUUCUCUCUCGUCAGUAUUACUUUGCACACUAACCUUUACUUUUUCAAUACUUGGCCAAAACCUGAAGACAUUUAAUAUUAGUUUGUUGUUUUUUUAAAUCCUCAAGACACAACUUUCUGGAAUUGUGUCCUCGGUGUUGCUGCGUGCGUUAAAUGUAACAAACAUGACACACUAUUGUGUCGCUUUUCAUCCCCUGUUGCUUCUUUGUUUGUUGAGCUGCCAAAUGCAUAAACCAAAGAUAAUUUUUUCACACACACAACUUUUGGAGAAGGGAAGCAAGUUGUUGUACGUUCAGUUCUGCACGUCAACGUCAAACCCCGGAAGUCCAACUGAUUUAGUUUGAACUAAUAUUGCAGACCUACAAAGGAGUAAAAGGGCCAUGCUUGGGGGGGAAAACUACUUAUGGCUGUCAAAUGUAAUGAGUUAACACAUGAUUAAUCGCAAAAAUGUUCGUAUUUUUCAUGUUUAUGCUCGGAUUAGUCAUCUAUUUUAUUUGAAGCGCUCCCUUACUGGUUACCAGAAAAGCUGCAUUGUUAUACAGUCAGUGAUCAGGUCAAUGCACACGUCAUCCAAUUCAAAAUACACACUAACUGCACAUUAGAUACAACUGUAAAGAAAUGGCAUUCAUUUAGGAAAACAUACAAACAAAUGUCUGUAUGACAUUCUGACCGUAAAAUGGCAUGUACAUCAAAAUAUUAUUUAGAUGAUUUAAAUUUUGCAAGAAAGUAAUUUAAAAAGUAUGAUUAAUCUGAUUUUAAACAAAAUCUAAUUUGACAGCACUGAUACAAAUAUGAGGUAUGAAUUUAUAAGAAAAAAAGAAAAUGCUUUGAGAAUGAAGUAAAAAAAAAAAAAAAAAAAAGGACAGAAUUAGGAAUGGAUAGAUGAACUGAUUUGCAUCAUGUGUUCAUGCAAGAUACAAAUAUAUUGAUAGAGCAGCUUUAAAUUACUGCAGUUUAGAGGGAAAUUCAGGAUUCGUCUUGAUUCAAUUAGACCAGGGGUGUCAAACUAAUUUUAGCUCAAGGGCCGCAUGGAGGAAAAUCUAUUCCCACGCGGGCCGGACUGGUAAAAUCAUGGCAUAAUAACUUCAAAAUAAAGACAACUUCAAAAUUGAUUUCUUUGUCUUACUUUGGUCAAAAAUAGAACAAACACAUUCUGAAAAUGUGCAUAUUACAAAUACUCUUCUUAACAAAACACUUCAAGUUAGUUUAACAUUCUGAGGAAAAAAUUGGUGCGGUUUAAAAAAAAAACAGCAUGAAGAACACAAUAAACUUAGACUUUGUCUCAGUGUUUUUACAAAGUCAUUCAACUUUAAGCACAAUAUGUUUAGGAUUCUCAUGUUGGCAGUUCACUAUUAAAAACAUUUGGAAACGCAACUAAGUGUUUCCUCAAACUGUCGCAUUGGUGACAUACGCAACUACCACAACACAUCCAUCAUUCCAAUAUUACAAUUACAAUAUAAACAAAACAAUCAUUAAAAUGACACCGUAGCCGAAAUCAAGGUAGCAUAACUAUGAACUUAACCAAUGUGAACGUAGUAGAUUUAAGCAUAAAAUAAAAUGGAACAAACAACAAAUGUAGUAACACACAUUUUUACAAGGGAGUUCAGGCUGCGCAUCGUGCAUUUAAUCAGUUGCAAGCGUUGCAUGGAACUCUAAUUAAAAAAAUGACGGUCAUGUUGACUUAAGUCUUUGCAUCUUACCGUUUCGUUAAUUUAUCCGUUGAGUGGAUAAUUUACAAUGAAAGAAGGUAUUGUGCGUCGGCACCUGCUGCCAGCCACGACUGAUCGCUUGCACCUGCGCUAAUUGGAGUAGCGGCAGCCAAUCUAGAGGGCGCUUAAAGUCAGUUGACAGAUCAUCUUUAAUCAGUGUUAUGUGUGACGUGGAUUACACUUGAAUUGCCAUUGCGACAUCCAGUGGACACAUUUAGAACAGCCGUUUCUUUCAUUAAAAAAAUGCAGCUUAUUUUUAUGUUUAGCAAACUCAUUUUGCGGGCUGCGGGCCAGAUUAAACCUGUUUGCGGGCCUGAUACGGCCCACGGGUCGUACGUUUGACACCCCUGAAUUAGACUAUGUACAAACCCCGUUUCCAUAUGAGUUGGGAAAUUGUGUUAGAUGUAAAUAUAAACGGAAUACAAUGAUUUUCAGUUGAAUGCACUACAAAGACAACCUAUUUGAUGUUCAAACUUAUAAGCUUUUUUUUUUUUUUGCAAAUACUCAUUAACUUAGAAUUUCAUGGCUGCAACACAUAGUUGCCAAGCCAAAGUAGUUGGGAAAGGGCAUGUUCACCACUGUGUUACAUGGCUUUUCCUUUUAACAACACUCAUUAAACGUUUGGGAACUGAGGAGACACAUUUUUUAAGCUUCUCAGGUGGAUUUCUUUCCCAUUCUUGCUUGAUGUACAGCUUAAGUUGUUCCAACAGUCCGGGGGUCUCCGUUGCGGUAUUUUAGGCUUCAUAAUGCGCCACAUAUUUUCAAUGGGAGACAGGUCUGGACUACAGGCAGGCCAGUCUAGUACCCCGCACUCUUUUACUAUGAAGCCACGUUGAUGUAACACGUGGCUUGGCAUUGUCUUGCUGAAAUAAGCAGGGGCGUCCAUGGUAACGUUGCUUGGAUGGCAACAUAUGUUGCUCCAAAACCUGUAUGUACCUUUCAGCAUUAAUGGCGCCUUCACAGAUGUGUAAGUUACCCAUGUCUUGGGCACUAAUACACCCCCAUACCAUCACACAUGCUGGCUUUUCAACUUUGCGCCUAUAACGAUCCGAAUGUUUCUUUUCCUCUUUGGUCCAGAGGACACGACGUCCACAGUUUCCAAAAACAAUUUGAAAUGUGGACUCGUCAGACCACAGAACACUUUUCCACUUUGUAUCAGUCCAUCUUAGAUGAGCUCAGGCCCAGCGAAGCCGACGGCGUUUCUGGGUGUUGUUGAUAAACGGUUUUCGCCUUGCAUAGGAGAGUUUUAACUUGCAUUUACAGAUGUAGCGACCAACUGUAGUUACUGACAGUGGGUUUCUGAAGUGUUCCUGAGCCCAUGUGGUGAUAUCCUUUACACACUGAUGUCACUUGUUGAUGCAGUACAGCCUGAGGGAUCGAAGGUCACGGGCUUAGCUGCUUACGUGCAGUGAUUUAUCCAGAUUCUCUGAACCCUUUGAUGAUAUUACGGACCGUAGAUUGUGAAAUCCCUAAAUUCCUUGCAAUAGCUGGUUGAGAAAGGUUUUUCUUAAACCGUUCAACAAUUUGCUCACGCAUUUGUUGACAAAGUGGUGACCCUCGCCCCAUCCUUGUUUGUGAAUGACUGAGCAUUUCAUGGAAUCUACUUUUAUACCCAAUCAUGGCACCCACCUGUUCCCAAUUUACCUGUUCACCUGUGGGAUGUUCCAAAUAAGUGUUUGAUGAGCAUUCCUCAACUUUAUCAGUAUUUAUUGCCACCUUUCCCAACUUCUUUGUCACGUGUUGCUGGCAUCAAAUUCUAAAGUAAAUGAUUAUUUGCAAAAAAAAAAAAAGUUUAUCAGUUUGAACAUCAAAUAUGUUGUCUUUGUAGCAUAUUCAACUGAAUAUGGGUAGAAAAUGAUUUGCAAAUCAUUGUAUUCCGUUUAUAUUUACAUCUAACACAAUUUCCCAACUCAUAUGGAAACGGGGUUUGUAUUUCAACAAAAAAUAAGUAAAACAAUUACCCGAAUUGCAUUUUAUAACUUCUUUAUUCGCAGCAAAGAAUUGUGGGAAGGCCUGUGUAUGUAACAACGACGACAACAAUAUACAAUUUCACCUCCAGAUUUCAAAUCUAAGGUUUGAAAACACAGGAUUUUACAAGACAAAACAUGAAUCUUGAUUUGAAAAAAUGCUGCUGUCAAACACUGAAGCACAACUACCCUCACACUGUGACCCAUUUGACACAAAAACAUGAAAUCAACAUUGACCACUCUUCAUAUUUGAAUGGUGAUCAGGGUGUAAACCUAAUGGAAUGGCCAAAUGCUGAUGAUCUUAAAAGUAUCUGAUCGUUACUUAAGUUAUGAAUAUAAAUAAUAUUGUAUCAGGUGGAGACCGGCGAUGACCAACCAUUGAGAAGGUAAAAGGAAUCAAUUUCAAGAUUAAAUGUUGCAAGAAAGUUACGCAAUUAAAUUGGCAAUCUAAUAUAAAGUAAUGGUAGCAUCUGUGUAAAAGUUUUAAUAUUAGAAUAAGAUGCAUUUAAUAACUCAAACACAUACCUAAUGCUUUUUUUCGUUUUUUAAAUAUUACUCCAAAAUUCCACCUUUUCCUGUCAAUGUCAUAUUUUCAUGCUAAAUUGUUGUCUUUAUUCAGGUAAAAUUAACCCUUUGUGGAUAUUUGAUCGUAUUAUCUUCCAAGACAAACAAGACCAAUAUAUUUUUAAGAUUUUGAAGGGUGUAAAAUAUUCUUUUUUUCUUCUUUUCUUUUUUACUUUUUAUGAUCAAAUGUCUUAAUAAACUUAAGUCCUACACAAAAACAUCAAACAUGUAAUGUUUUUUUUAGUUGUUUUUUUUAGAUCAGAUAAUGUCACAGGUUUAAAUAAGUCAAAUAACUUAUGUUAUGCAAAUGUAUACUAAUUGAAAAUGAUGACAUCAUUCAAGCAGAAGGCCUACAAAGAGUUAAAAUAAAAAUAACAUGUUUGAUAUUUUUGUUCAGGGCGGAAGCUGAUUGAGUGUUAAUCUUUUUAAAAUAAUGACUUUUUCUUUUUCUUUCGCAAUGCCAUAAACAAGGUUGUACCAAUCGGGUUAUUUGUUUUGGUAACCAUGGAAACUACCACGGAUCAUGUUUGAACCAUAGAAUCAUAAACAGUCGUAUUAUUGAGUCAAUAAAUGACAAGCAGGGAAAGACAACGUUUCCCAUGUGGACUGCAUGGGAGAGUUCUAGCAGGUGGUUUUGCACCUCGGGGGUCAGAAAUGUCUUAUUUUGGUGCAUGCAAGAUGUUGAGCAUCUACUCAAUGGUCCUCCCUCCAGGAUAUUUGAUAAUAUACAUAUUAACACAGUCAAGCCUGAAACAACCCUGGCAAAUUUAGACCUAAAGUUCCUUUUUUUCUUUUUAGCAAGUUUUUGCCUUGAUUGCAAGUGACACAUGCAUCUCCUAGAAGAGAGUAAGACAAUGUACAUACAUCCAAUAUUUCCAAACAAAAAAACGUUAAGUCAAAAUUUGGCAGGGUUAGGAAUCAUUUCAUGCUUGAUUGUACAUAUUUGUUUAAACGUGUACAUUUGAAGAAAGAAUACAGAAAAGAAAACGUUGUGCCUCACCCCCCCCCCCCCCCCCAAACCUGUGUAGCUAGCUCCCCUAAAUAUGACAUACAGUAAAUCAUGUACAUCUCAAUAAAUGUGAAUAUUUUGGGAAAAAAAACAAAAAAACUUGUAUUUCAGUAGUUCAAUUCAUAAAGUGAAAUAUUGUGUAUAUUCACCACAAACGGAGUGAAAUAUUUUAGGAAUAUACUUAUUCACAAUGUUGAUGAUUAAAGCUACCAGGUAAUAAAAAACAAAUUGAAGAUGUGAUAAAAUAAAAUAAAAAUUCAGUUACAUAUUGUGGUCCCCAAACUACGGCCCGCAGUUUAAAAAAAAAAAAAAAAAAAAUUGUAUUUUCCAAAUAAUUAUUUUUUUAAAUCUGUCCUUUCUAUCUAUUUGUCCAUUUUCUACCGCUUGUUACUCUCGGUGUCUCCUUGGCGCGCAGGCAAAUCAUAUUGUCUAAAAAUGCUUUUUUUCCCAUCGAUAACGUGAUUGACUUUCAGUCAAUUAGUGCAUGAAGAAUACAUAUAUACUGUACAUACAUAUAUAUAUAUAUAUAUAUAUAUAUAUAUAUAUAUAUAUAUAUAUAUAUAUAUGUGUAUAUAUAUAUAUAUAUAUAUAUAUAUAUAUAUAUAUAUAUAUAUAUAUAUAUAUAUAUAUAUAUAUAUAUAUGUGUAUAUAUAUAUAUAUGUAUAUAUGUGUGUGUGGUGACACUUUAGUAUGGGGAACAUAUUCACCAUUCAUUAGUUGCUUAUUAACAUGCAAAUUAGUAACAUAUUGGCUUUUAAUUAGUCAUUAUUAAAUACUUAAUAAUGCCUUAGUCUGCUUGGCCUUAUUAUACAACCAGUAAGCCAUUAACUAAGAGUCUUCCCUCAAUAACCUCAGAAUUUUUGCUUAUUAGUAACCCUAACCCUUAUAUGUUCCCCUAGUGUCCAAAUAACUCUAAAUUAAGUCUUUGUUACGGUACUUAGAAUAUGUUCCCCAUACUAAAGUGUUACUAUAUAUGUAUAUAUAUAUAUAUAUAUAUAUAUAUAUAUGUAUAUAUAUAUAAUAUAUAUAUACACACAGCCCGGGCCCCGACCAAAUUGUUUAAACCCAAUGCGGCCCCUGAAUCAAAAAGUUUGGGGACCUCUGUUUUAGACUAUUGGUUUGCAUGCUAAUUAAAAAAAAGUCCUGCAUAAACAUUUUGGGUUCCUUUAUCUGAAUUGAACUCUUGACAUGGAAUGUUUUUUUGCACAAUAUUUCAAUGUAUUGAGAUGCAUACCGUAAGUGUGUGUGUGUGUGUGUGUGUGUGUGUGUGUGUGUGUGUGUGUGUGUGUGUGUGUGUGUGUGUGUGUAUGUGUAUGUGUGUGUGUGUGUCAUAGCAGCAUCAUACAUGUUGCUAUGAUACUGUUAAUACGAUUACUGCAUUUUUCAUUGUAUUACAUUUUCUACAUGUUUUUGUACUUCUUUUUUUUUUUUGUUAUUAUUUCUUGUGAUUCGCGAUGAAUCACAAGCACUCUUAAAAAAAAAAAUACCAGUUUCAGAUCUGUACAGUUCAAAUGUGUGACAUCACAACUUUGUUCUAACUUUAGAUCCGUGUGAGAUAUUGAGAAGUGAUUUCAAUGUUUUUUUUUUCCAUUUCAUGGGAAGGUGAAUGAGUAUUAUAAUCAUAAAGUUUUAAUUUAUAAUGCACCGCCUCAUCGUGGUUGUAAUAGUACUCGUGGAAACACUUUUUUAUUUUCUUUUGUUCCCCUCUUGGUGAUUAUUGUUGGACUCGACCAGCAUUUCUUCAUUAUCCAUUCCUGGGGAAUUCAAGGCGAUGAGUUAAAACGUGAAGAUGAUUGUAAAGAGAUCUUAGAUGCUUCUUGCUGUGCUUGUGUAAGAAAGCCACCACUCGGCUUUGGACUGAAAAAAAGGCAAUAAUGAGAUGAUGCAGUGCAGAUAGUGGACUGAACGCGCUGCAUCUGGAAAAUGUUUGGUUGUUGACAUAAACUUUGGCAGAAUCAAUAACGACUUUUUGACUUGGAAGAGUGUAAAAUGCUCAUUGACAUCCAAGGUUGUGAGAGCAGGAUGUUGGAACAAAAUAAAACAAUGGAUGUGACCAACGGCGACUAAAUCA